Molecule: messenger RNA, 4313 nt
Organism: Pteropus alecto (black flying fox)
Lineage: Eukaryota; Metazoa; Chordata; Mammalia; Chiroptera; Pteropodidae
Gene: RNF150
Product: ring finger protein 150
Exons: 9
Coding region: 1-1389 (462 amino acids)
Source: RefSeq, a predicted model, not a curated record
AUGGCAGCUAAAAGUAAAGGAAGAAACAUUAGCCCUGUGAACAGUGAAGGAAAGAACAUUCUAGACACCGGAAAUAGCAUGUGCAAAAAAGCCUUGGGGAGCACGGGAGCCACCCUUGCUACAUUUGAGGAUCUAAGAGAAAAGCAGCGUGCCCGAGUCUACAGGAGAAUUCCCUUUGAACCUGCUAUGCACAUUAAUGGCAAGAUGACAAAGCAGCGUCGAGAGCUGAGAGCUUCAGAAGGAAAAUACGAUUUGCUGACAUUCGGAGAACUGCGCUCGGAGAAGACCGAGUGUGGGCGCUACGGGGAGCACUCGCCCAAGCAGGACGCGCGCGGGGAGGUGGUCAUGGCCACGUCUGCCCACGACCGCCUGGCCUGCGACCCCAACACCAAGUUCGCCGCCCCCGCCCACGGCAAGAACUGGAUAGCCCUGAUCCCCAAGGGCAACUGCACGUACAGGGAUAAGAUCCGGAACGCGUUCCUGCAGAACGCCUCCGCCGUGGUCAUCUUCAACGUGGGCUCCAACACCAACGAGACCAUCACCAUGUCCCAUGCAGGUGUAGAAGACAUCGUGGCAAUAAUGAUUCCUGAGCCAAAAGGGAAGGAGAUAGUCAGCCUGCUGGAAAGGAACAUCACCGUGACGAUGUACAUCACCAUCGGAACUCGGAACUUGCAGAAAUACGUGAGCCGCACUUCGGUCGUGUUCGUCUCCAUCUCCUUCAUCGUCUUGAUGAUUAUCUCCCUCGCGUGGCUGGUCUUUUAUUACAUCCAGAGGUUUCGAUAUGCAAAUGCCAGGGACAGGAACCAGCGCCGACUGGGAGAUGCAGCAAAGAAAGCGAUCAGCAAGCUCCAGGUCAGGACCAUCAAGAAGGGUGACAAGGAAACAGAAUCCGACUUUGACAACUGCGCAGUUUGCAUUGAAGGCUACAAGCCCAGCGACGUUGUCCGGAUCUUGCCCUGCCGGCAUCUUUUCCACAAGUCCUGUGUUGACCCCUGGCUUCUAGACCAUCGCACCUGCCCCAUGUGCAAGAUGAACAUUCUUAAAGCCCUAGGGAUCCCGCCCAAUGCCGACUGCAUGGACGACUUGCCCACCGACUUCGAGGGAUCCCUGGGGGGUCCACCAACCAACCAGAUCACAGGCGCAAGCGACACGACCGUAAAUGAAAGUUCAGUCACUUUGGACCCUGCCGUCCGGACUGUGGGCGCCUUGCAGGUAGUCCAGGAUGCAGACCUCACCACGCAGGAGGGAGAAGCCAUCUUUUCUACCAACAGUGACCAGGAGCCAGCUGUAAGCAGCGACUCCGACAUCUCGCUGAUUAUGGCCAUGGAGGUCGGACUGUCCGACGUGGAACUUUCCACUGACCAAGACUGCGAAGAGGUGAAAUCUUGAAAUGGCGAAUGUAGACACACGGGACGGUAGGACCCAGGGGAAGGAAGGGAGGAGCGCCCGGAGACUUGGACGGGGCGCGCGCGCUUCCGGAACACCUGGCACCUCCAGGACGCUCCGCUCAAGGACGGUCACGAAAAGCAAUAUCCAAAGUCACGUUAAUCGGGAUGCAGCUUCUCUAUCUCUACGACAGCCCAUGGCCUCGGCAGCUCGGAAGUUGAAAGCUGAUUUUCCCUCCCACGACCUUGUAAAACACACACUCCAGAAGCUCCUAAAACAGACUGAAAGGACACUUUUAGGGCUUCUUAGUUUCAUUUCGAUUUUUCCCAGGUCUUGUUUUCUUGUUUUGGAAUUGCUGUUUGAUGUCUUCGGCAGUUUGUUUUCAAGACGAUGUGUAGUUUCCUGUAGGGCCACUCCUUUGUUUUUCUUCUGAUUCACUCCAGCUUUUAUACAGAGUUCUGUUUAGAAGCACCGGUUCCGGAUGUGAUCGGUCUGUGAUCAGUCUGUAUUCCUUCUCUGAGAUCAAUGGUCUUGACCUCAGCAUGACGUGUGCAUGGCUUUGGGAAGUACCUCAGCGCCUGAAACAAUCGAAGGCCAGCUGUCAUUAAGAAUCUAAAUUCUUUUAAAUGGAUCUUGAAAAUCCCGGUUGCCAGAGACCCCAGCACUAAGCCCUGAAUCUGCUGAGGCCACUUCAUUAGUAUCAGCUACAUCGCACCGCCUCUCACUUGCCAGGCUUUGGUAAGGGGCCCACGGGACAUAAGGAAGAAGCCUUGGGGAGACACUUGCAUUUGUCCAGACCUCACAGUCUUUGGCUGAAGUUUUGAACUCAGAAGUCCCCUCCAGGGCAUCAAGGCCAUUCUUCCUGGCUAUGGGGCUUGUAACUGGGACUGCAAGCCCAGUUUAAGACCAGAUAUCACGAAAUCUUCCUGAAGUACUGGCUUUCCCAUGGCUAGAACGGGCUCUGUUACCUCAAAUGGCUUCUGCAGGAGGCUUUAUAAGAGAGCCAAUCAGCUUUGAGCCUUGUGUCCACCCCAGUGGGGCCUCAGCCGCACCUAAGUUGUACCUUGAUUCCAACACCCUUGUUACCCCUCACCAGACCUGGAGGGAGGCCUUAGGUGGGCCUUGGCAGAUCGUUCCCUGAGUGCGUCUAGAUACCAAGUCAAGGGGGAUGGGUGAUUUGAUGGACACUUUGGUCUUAAAAAGUACCGCAUGGCAGUUGCCUAAAUCGGGUUUCUCCCGACUGGAAGGGACAAAGAGGGAAAGGAAAAGAGGUUUCAGAUGAAUACCAUGACCCACCGGUGUUUUGAGAUUGUUUAUGUUUGUAUCCUUUUUUUUUUUUCUUCUUUUGUAACUAUGACAGAAGUGUGCUAUUUUUUCAGUGGGCAGUUUUGUAAUCCAUUUAGCCUCUCCCGAUGCAGAGUGACUCAGGUGGUGCACAGCUUCUCCGGGUGAUCACGAUCGCCUCAUCCUCUGUGCAAAUGCCAUGCCGCCCUGUGGGUGGUUGGCUCGGAACGGAAGCUUGACUCGCUGAGUUCUCUGCGUAGGUAACAAGGCUUUCCCACCCCCUUACGCUAAUACUCAUCCAAAAACAGAGAUCGGUUCUGCCAUAAAACUUUGCUGCCUGCUGAAGUGGGGGAUGUACGUGCAGGGAGACCGCGGGGUGCUCCUUAUUCACCACCUUUAACCCGUUUCCUAUUCGAUGCUUUCUGAGUAGGCAGCAAGGCGAGGAAAAUGAUUGCCAUCCUCAGAGACAUCACAUCUCUCUAGGAGUCCAGCACUGCCCGUCAUGAACUCCAGGGAGGAACGAAGACAGCACUGGACCGGGAGUAAGGAACCAACCCUCUAUAGACGAGCCAUAUGUCUGUCGGGCCUCCACUUCUCCGCCUGUAACGUGGAGGAGUUAAACAGGUGACGCCCGAGGCUCCUUCUGGCCUUAAGAUCACCAGUGAGCACUGUGCCAGGGAGUCCAGGUUUUGCAGAUAGCCAUGACAUGUAGCUGACUUUCUACCUUGAGGCGGGGCAGAAUUACUGGACGUGUAACAUAUAAUAACAGCUUUUGAGAUUUGGCACUCCUAUGUUGCUGAAAAGGAAUAUCUCAAUGAGAGAAGUUUUAAGUGCCAGUUGGAGUUGUUUGGUUUUGCCUUGUUUUAAAACCGCCAUUCGUGACAGAGUUUGCAAUCUGUGGACACCUUCAAGUCCUGGUUGCCAGUGUGGGAUUCUUCAUCUCAAGGCGUGUCUAUUUCUCUGUCGGCAGAGGCCCGCGCCACCUGCUCCUCCUUCAGUCAGCUUUGCCCAAAACAAAUUUUGGUAUUAACUUAAGUCAAGUGGAAUUAGAAGGACAAUGCAACAGCCAAAGAAAUGUACGUUCCAUACCCAGAGAGAACAUGCCUUUGGAUGGCAUAGGCCUCUGUUCGAUGCAUGUUCUCUGGUCCUGCCGGUGACGAGGUAAAUCGGGAAUUGGUUGCAUGUGGCCGCAGCAGCCCCUGCAGGAUGCUGCGUGGACGAUGAGGGGCCCAGGAGGCUCAGCAGAGGCCUGCAGACCUGAGCCCAAGGAUGUUCUGUUACAAACCCCUGAGCCUAGUUCGAGUUUCUCCACCCACCUGAGGCUUGUUUCUGUGGGAUUCUCCUGUGCUUUCGGCAGUGAAAAAGAACACUUAACCGGUAUGGAAAGGUCCAAAAGAAAAAGAAACAGCCCUUUUCCCAUAGUGCUUCUCACCGCUUCCCGAGACCUGGGGACCGGUGGCUCACAGAGGGCGUCAGAGGGCUUAGGAACCCUCUAGAAGUAGAUGUGGACUUGAUGUGUAUUUGCAGAUGUGCAUUUUGCUGUUUUGAGUGUCUAGACCAGCACUGUCCACUAGAAAUAUAAUGCAAGUCACAUGUAUAAUUUUAAGUUCUCUACUGGCCACAUUAAAAAAGGUAAAAAGAAA